Messenger RNA from Iphiclides podalirius (scarce swallowtail), 1413 nucleotides. NCBI's taxonomy places the organism in Eukaryota, Metazoa, Arthropoda, Insecta, Lepidoptera, Papilionidae. The record is from the annotation of a GenBank genome assembly.
AUGUUGGACGGCACUCCGGUGCUGGGGGUGGGUGUGGGGGUGGGUGUGGCAGGGGUGGGGGGAGCGGGGGCGGGUGCGCAGGGGGGCGGGGGCCCGCGCACGGCCUCGAUCCGCGCCCGCCCCGCCUCGGGCCGCAUCACCGCCGCCGAGCUGGAAGAGCUGUUCCAGAGGCAGGCGGACGCCGAUGCGGACGCCGACACCAAUGGCGUGGGCUGCGCGAUGAUGACGCGCUCCGCCUUCCAAAGCGGCUCCACUUCGCCCCCGUGCUCGCCCUACUCGCCGGCGAGGCCCACGCGCGUCUACGCCUCCGUGGCGGAGAUGAAGCGCAGCCGCACCAAGUUGUGGAGCAAGACCGGCUCCCUGCGCCGCGAUUUCCACUCUACGCCCGACCUGGCGGCGGAGCUGGCGACUCGGCCCACCCGCACCCGCUCCAGCGACGACGUCCACGCCGCCGGCAGAGCGCCGCCGCCGGCCGAGGCACCUCCGCCUCCCCCCGGCGCGCCCGCCUCCUCCUUCCGGCCGAGCGCGGCCGCCAAGCUGUACGCCUCGCCGCAGGAGCUCGCGCGCGUCGCUUACCGCCCGGCGAACACCGACGCCCAGGCGCGUGGCGUAGCGGGCCCACGCGCGUGGGCGGGCAGCGCCCCACCGGUGGGACGCGCCCUGUCCGCCGACGACGCCGGCCACCAGUACGCGCAGCCCUUCAACCCGCACAAGCCCUUCGUGCGCCAGAGUUCUACACCUGCACCGCCAAUCCCAGAACCAGACUACAGCAUGUCGGAGUCGGACGACGAGCCCGACAAGCCGGCAGAGCCUGUCGCCGAAACCAGUGCCAACAGUAACGCCAGCGGCAGCAGCUCGGGCUCCGGCUCGAUGCAGCACUCGUUCUCCGUGGACGAGAUCCAGAAGAUCCGCACGCGGCUCAAGUCGUCCAAGUCGUGCGGCGACGAGCUGGCCGGCGAGCGCGACGACGGCGACAACUCGUCGUCGGGCGUCUCCUCCGACCAGGAGGCGCAGGCGAGGCCGCGCCGCGACAAGGUCUCCUUCUGCGCGUCCGUCACCGUCAAGUCGUCCAACGACGUCAUCAGCACCGAGCCGGUGCACAGCUCGAGCGAGAGCCUCGCGCCGAUGCAGCGCCACAACUCGCUCACGCGGAAGCGCGCCGCGGCGCUGCUGCGCGGCGGCGUGGGCGUGGGCGCGGGCGGCGGGCGUGGGCGCUCCGCCGCCGAGCGGCUGGGCGUGGACGUGGGCAAGGCGCCGGGGCGGCGGGCGCGCGCGGCCGUCUCUCUGGCCGAACUGCCGCCGCCGCCCGAGGAGCCGGCCGGCGCCGCAGACGCCGCGCCUUUGAUCGCGCCGCCGCCCCAGUUCAGCGACCGCGUGCGCGUCGUUGCCGCUCUUCCCAAGCUCACCCACCAC